This is a messenger RNA of Aspergillus nidulans FGSC A4, 1555 nucleotides long. RefSeq names its product protein brr6. Gene Ontology annotation, biological process: lipid homeostasis; nuclear envelope organization. Lineage: Eukaryota; Fungi; Ascomycota; Eurotiomycetes; Eurotiales; Aspergillaceae. Gene Ontology annotation, cellular component: nuclear envelope; nuclear membrane. The transcript is spliced from 3 exons. The coding region runs from base 40 to 1389 and encodes 449 amino acids. The record is from RefSeq and is a predicted model, not a curated record.
UGUGUAUCGGUGCAUUUUCGGUAUCCAUCUGCUGUCGUAAUGGAUAAACGAACAGCUGAAAGUCCGAUGGACUUUGAGUGGCAGUCCAGAGCUCCCGGUGAUGUGACUUCGCCAUUUUACCAGCUCAGCAUGCAGCAUGACAAUCAGAAGAAGCGUUCACAUAAUGUAUUCGAGUCUCCCGAGAAAAAACAGAUGCCUGCUCUUCGCGAGCCCAACUCCCAGCCCUUCCUCUUUUCGCAAACGAAACCCACAGCACCCGAGACGCCGAAAUCCGUAUUCGCCCAGCCCGCGUUCAUGACACCGCGGAAAUUUGACCUUGACUUCUCUUCUGGCGCCGAAAAUAUGUCUUCCCCGGAGAAUGCAGACAAUGACGAUACUCCCGAGCAGCCUACGAAGACAGGCCAUCGGAAUUCCCUUUUUGGCAUGUAUGGACGCUUUGCGCCGAGUCCGGGCAGAGGCGAGAUUCCUCGAUUGAGCCACUAUUCUAACGCAGUAGCGCGACGGGUUCAGAAGCGGCGAUUGCGGAAUAAAGCGUUGGAUCUACAGGUCCACAGGGACAGUGAUGAUGAGAGCGACCGACCGAGUAGCAGCGAAGGGCAACAGAAGGUGAAGCAUAAAGGCGGCCACAAAGAUGAAGCGCCGUCGUCGCCGACGUCUACAUUCAAGAAAUUCUUUACCUUAGUGGAGGCCCAUCCAAACGUCCCGAACAUCCUCUCUUGGUGGGCACAGCUCGCCCUUAACUUUUUCAUCUUUUCUAUGGCUGGAUACGUCCUUUGGGGGAUAGUUUGGACUAUACGGGCCGAAUUCGACCAGGCCGCUGAGGCCGCGUCAGAUACGAUCCUAGCUGAGAUGGCCGCCUGCGCGAAGGACUAUGUUGAUAAUAGGUGCGGCGGAGGAGAUCGACUACCGGCUCUGGAGACCGUUUGUGCGAACUGGGAACGGUGCAUGAACCGCGAUCCGGCCAAGGUUGGGCGGGCUAAGGUGUCGGCGCAAACCAUGGCGAUCAUCAUAAACAGCUUCAUCGACCCGAUCAGCUGGAAAGCGAUCUUAUUCUUUCUUGCCACUAUAUCGACCGUCACCUUUGUCAGCAACUGGUCCUUCCGCUCGUUUAGAAACCGCUACAAUCACGACUUCGCUCCUCCACCCCCCGAUUACCAGCGACAGUCAUCCGGCCAGCAUCAUCCGCUACCGCCGCAGCUCCCGGACCAGCAUACUCAGUUUGGAUAUGGGACCCACCACCAGGACGAUCCAACCGGGUUCGUAAAACAGGACGUCCCAUUACUCCUCGAGAACCAUCCCCAGGCGAUGAAUAUCACCGAUCGUAGCCGGGAAAGGUCGAGGAACCCCCGCACCCCAAGCCCUGUCAAGCGGGGAAGAAAGCUUCUUUAAUUUCAUCCAUAACAUCAAAGCAUCAGCGACCGGACCGGGCGUUUAAUUGUUACCUUCGGUGUAUUUUUGUUUGAUUUUUGGCGAUAGAGUCGGGUUUCGGGACAGGGAUUUAUCAUAUCAUGAGAGCACUUCGUCUGUACAUAUUGAGCUGCAUCGACUGAGAUUA